Molecule: messenger RNA, 1206 nt
Organism: Cynoglossus semilaevis (tongue sole)
Lineage: Eukaryota; Metazoa; Chordata; Actinopteri; Pleuronectiformes; Cynoglossidae
Exons: 6
Source: RefSeq, a predicted model, not a curated record
UUAGGCACUUCCCAGGUUGGAGGAUUUUCCCAGGAUACUGUUAGGUUUGCACUCCAGCACUGUGGUAUUCGCCACAUUGACACAUCAAAGUACAACAGCUUUGAGGUUCAGCUGGCUGAGGCUAUCAGAGACAGUGGGGUUCCCCGCAGUCAGUUGUGGAUCACUAAUAAACUCUGGCCACAGGACUAUGGAUAUGAAUCUGCUAAAGAGGCUUUUAGGAACUCUUGUCUUCAGAUGGAUGUAAAGUAUUUUGAUCUCUACAUGCUGCACUGGCCUGACUCAAUGCAACCUGGUCGUUCCAACAGAGAACUUAGAGCCGAGGCGUGGAGAGCUUUAGAAGAACUGUAUAAAGAGGGGUUGUGUCGUUCUAUCGGGGUUAGCAACUUCAUGAUUCCUCAUCUGGAACAGUUGAUGCAGGACUGCACUAUUGUCCCACAUGUCAACCAGGUGGAGCAUCAUCCGUACCAACAGCCCACAAAGUUGAUACAGUUCUGCCGUCGUGAGGGUAUAGCAUUUCAGGGAUACUGUCCUUUGGCUAAAGGUCAAGCCCUCAGUAACCCCACAAUUAUAAAGCUGGCAGAAAAGUAUGGACGAACACCUGCACAGAUCUGCAUCCGCUGGAGUGUUCAGAAAGGAAUCAUUACAAUUCCAAAGUCAACUAAAAGGGAACGUGUAGUGGAGAACUCUGAAGUAUUUGGAUUCCAGUUGGAAGAGGAAGACAUGGAGGCUAUUAACAACUUGCAUGAUGGGAGGCAUGUUUCCUGGGAUCCAACCAACGUAAAGUAACUCGAGAUGUGACAAGGUGUAAACCUAUUUGCAAUACCAGGAUUAUUGAAAUGAGUGCAAAAGUCGGCACACUGACACAUUCAGUUAGUUCAUAACUCCACAAAAACACUUUUUUAGCAAUCUGCUAUUCUCAUUAAGUUACAAAUCAGUGCAAGUUUCCAGAAUAAUGUGCAUGUUUGCAUGAGACACCUCUAUAUGUCUGCCAACCUGUUUUAAGAACCUAUGACUGAUUUUGACAAAUCAUGUAGUCUGUAAUAUCUUCUUUGGAUGCAGUUAUUAGGUGUGUAAUAGUUAUCAAGCCUAUCAUAUUCUUUCAAAGUCAGUUGCGUAAUGUUUAUUUUUCACAAAUGUUUAAGGAAAAGAAAAAAGUAGAUAAACAGAUUUUUUUGCAGCUAAACAUUAAUUUACACAAUUAUAUUU